GUCUGUUGGGUCGAAGCAGAGCUGUCAUCUUCGCUAGCUCUUGUGUUAGCCAGCGUUUUGUCAUGUCAAGAGUAACCUGCCCCUUCUCAACGCAGGACAGCUAACCUAACGGGAGCUUUUCUUCACACUGCCACAGCCGGGGAGGUGUAGAGGACAGAAACCUGUGCGGAGAGCUGAAGAGUGAGAUGAAAUGACAACGUCAACAUUACAGAAAGCGAUUGAUCUUGUGACCAAAGCCACAGAGGAAGACAAGGCAAAGAACUAUGAAGAGGCAUUGCGCCUUUACCAGCAUGCUGUGGAAUAUUUCCUACAUGCCAUCAAAUAUGAGGCCCACAGUGACAAGGCAAAGGAAAGCAUACGAGCAAAGUGUAUGCAGUACCUGGACAGAGCGGAGAAACUCAAGGACUACUUGAAGAAUAAAGACAAGCAGGGCAAGAAGCCCGUGAAGGAGGCACAGAGCAAUGACAAGAGUGACAGCGACAGCGAGGGUGAGAAUCCAGAGAAGAAGAAACUGCAGGAGCAACUUAUGGGUGCUAUUGUAAUGGAGAAGCCCAAUGUCAGGUGGAACGAUGUGGCUGGACUGGAGGGAGCCAAGGAGGCUCUGAAGGAAGCCGUCAUCCUGCCCAUCAAAUUCCCUCACCUCUUUACAGGCAAGCGGACUCCGUGGAGAGGCAUCCUGCUGUUCGGUCCUCCGGGGACGGGGAAGUCAUACCUGGCCAAGGCUGUGGCCACCGAGGCCAACAACUCCACCUUCUUCUCUGUCUCCUCCUCAGACCUCAUGUCCAAGUGGCUGGGAGAGAGUGAGAAGCUGGUGAAGAACCUGUUCGACCUGGCCCGCCAACACAAACCCUCCAUCAUCUUCAUCGACGAGGUGGACUCGUUGUGCGGCUCAAGGAACGAGAACGAGAGCGAGGCCGCCCGCCGCAUCAAGACGGAGUUCCUGGUCCAGAUGCAGGGUGUGGGAAACAACAACGAUGGCAUCUUGGUGCUGGGAGCCACCAACAUCCCGUGGGUGCUGGACGCUGCCAUCCGCAGAAGGUUUGAGAAGCGUAUCUACAUCCCUCUGCCGGAAGAGCCGGCUCGGUCCCAGAUGUUCCGCCUGCACCUCGGCAACACGCCGCACAGCCUGAGCGAGCCUGACCUGCGGCAGCUCGCCCACAAAACGGACGGCUACUCCGGCGCCGACAUCAGCAUCAUUGUCCGGGACGCGCUCAUGCAGCCAGUGAGGAAGGUCCAGUCUGCCACACACUUCAAAAAGGUUCGCGGCCCGUCCCGCAGCAACAACCAGGUGAUUGUGGACGACCUCUUGACCCCUUGUUCACCUGGAGACCCCGCAGCCAUAGAGAUGACAUGGAUAGACGUGCCUAGUGAUAAGCUACUGGAGCCCAUAGUGUGCAUGUCGGACAUGCUGCGAUCUCUGUCCACCACCCGGCCAACAGUCAACACUGAAGACCUGCUGAAGGUCAAGAAGUUCACAGAGGACUUUGGGAUGGAGGGCUGAGACACAGAGCCCCACCUCAUCUCACCCUGCUCCGAUUCUACCAGAAGGGUCAAAACUGCUCCCAACUACACCCAUCUCUCCCCCUUUCCUCCCCCACAACUGCUGUACCAUCCUGUAGGCUUUCAUUUCUCAACUGGUCCACUGUCUCUCACGGAUUUCUAAAUAAACGACUGGAGUGUCAGAACACCAAAAAAAUAGAGAGAGUGAGCGAAGGGGGGAGGGGUGUGAGAUAAUGUUUCUUUCUUUUAAUCAUCCAGUCUGCUAUUUUUGAAUCCUUAGAAGACGUUGACCAAAAUGCUACAAAAGAGGAAAAAAAACGUUGGUGUGAAUUGGUAGUUGGACAUUAGAGCCAAUGUCUUUCCCCCAUUUCAGACAAUGUUCCGUUAAAAGAAAAAGAAAAAGCAGCCGCUAUAAUCACUACAAGAACUUCUCAUCUAACCUGCAUUGACACGAGGAAAGAAGCAUCUGAGUCUAAAUGCGAACAAGGUUUGUCCCUCUGAGCCCGAUCCUGUCUCUGACUGAAGUACAGUACAUUUUGUUGCCAUCGUGCAUUUUGCUUUUUUUUGGAAACACGAUGAAGGACAGUGACGUUUCAAAGAAGAAUCAAAAGAAGAAGUGUGUGAAUGCAUCCAAGUAUUUUUAUUCAACUUGUGUGUCUUAAUGUAAAUGUCAUACACUGUGGGCCCUGUUACUUUAUUUGAUGGAGAGUUGAAUUAAUUUAUUAUGGCUGCCUCAGUGUCCCUCUGUAGCUGUGUGUGUGUGCGUGUGUGUGUGUGUGCGUGCGUGCAUCAGGCAUGUACCUCUGCUAGCAGCAGUCUGACUGAAGUAUCAUUGUUUAAUCACUAAUGUCAAAUGAUUAAGGAGACGUGCUUGAUUGAUGGUCAAACACCACAUUUAUGCUCCAUCCAUAAACUCAUGGUCAAUCUCAUCACAAGGUCCAUUUAGUAGCUGUUCUGGAACUUUCGGCCAUAUCACAUGAUCUUCAUCUGGAGGAUAUUGACAUGUGAUUUUUAAAACUUUUUAUCCUAUCGCCCAUUUCAAAUUAUUUUUUACUUAAAAAAAAUACAGGUCUUCAUCACUUCAGUUUUUAUGUCAAAAUGAGACAAAAAAUAUAUGGACAACUCCAUCUGAUAUGAUCUCAAAGCUCCAGAACAGCUACUUAAUGGACCUCUUGGGUGAAAUAAGUUUUCUGAAUGGUCAUGAUAGAACUUUCAGCUCUUGUUGCUCAUUUGAAAUGAAGUCAAAUGAGUUUCAGCAAUGCAUUUCCUAGACAUCACCGCAAUGUCUCUCGGUUGGUUUUUCCGUCAUUUUCUGCUCAAAUAUUUUUCUUCUGGGUGUCAAAGAAAAUCAAUCAAGCACAUCUCUUUAAAGAUAAGUUUGUUUUUGGUUUUUGCCCUGGCGUACAUCGUUCAACAGUGUUACAAAACUAUACAACCUAUUUGACCACACUUGACAUGUUACUGGACUGACUAUAAUAGACAGUAUGUUUACACUUGAAGUAUUUCUUUUUUGUUGAUGUUUCAUAAUGGAGCUCCAGUGCAAGUCCUUUCUUUUUUCCUGUUAUUGGGAGGCUAAAGUUCCACUACUGAGGCAGACACUACAUGUAUUUCAUUACUGCCUGCUCAGGGCUGGCUUUCUGUUAACACCUUCGAGUUUCAGCAGCAGUUGUUCUGUGGAAACUGGUGCGUUGCUGGCUAUCAAGAAGCAGGAUCACACAGGUAGUCAGAGAUUUCAAGAUCAAACUGUGUUGCAACUCUCUGACCUCUCACUAUCACACCAGGAUCACAGGCUUGUCUGACAGUGAUGGACUUCUUGUGAUAGCUCAGUGCUAGUAUUGCUCUGCGUGUGUGUGUGUGUGUGUGUGUGUGUAGGUACUGUACAUGCUGGUUCAGUGGGAGGUCAGUUAUUAACGUCCCUGUAAGGGGACCGAACCUGCCGCUGGCUGUGUAACCAUUGCUACUAAUUUAAGCUGAAUUAAUAAAA
Scomber scombrus (Atlantic mackerel) is the source of this 3484-nucleotide messenger RNA. RefSeq names its product vacuolar protein sorting 4 homolog A (gene vps4a). The transcript is spliced from 11 exons. Gene Ontology annotation, biological process: endosomal transport; vacuole organization. Gene Ontology annotation, molecular function: ATP hydrolysis activity; ATP binding. Lineage: Eukaryota; Metazoa; Chordata; Actinopteri; Scombriformes; Scombridae. The record is from RefSeq and is a predicted model, not a curated record. The coding region runs from base 191 to 1501 and encodes 436 amino acids.